AAUUCAGCGAUACAAGAAACGCCAAGUACAGAGAAGUCGUAGACCAAUCGUUUCAAACCCGGAUUCCCAGCUGCAAUAAAGAAAGCCAAAGAACUCCUUCCCUCGCGCCACGUGUCCACUCCCACGUCUGUGGCGUCGAAACUUUUUCCUUCCCCUUUCCUUUCCCCUUCCCUCCUUUUCUCUCCGCCCAUCCCUGUUCCUUCAAUUCCCUCGGAUUUCCUCUUCUGACGAAAAGAAAAUCUCUUUAAUGGCUAAAACAUCCACUAUUGUCUUCUCGUCUUGUCCUUCCCUUUCUCGUUGGAGGGAAACCAAUUCUUUUCUCCCGACUUCCUUCAGAUUCUCAAGUCGUCCUUCUCGUUUCCUUCGUUUCUCUUCCAAAGCUUCCGAUUCCGGCAGCUUCCUUGGCGACGAUUCUUUUGGUUUCUUUCCUUGGUCGCCUGAUAACAACGAUGUUGAAUGGGUUCAGGAGGAGAGAGUCACUUUGUUCACAUCAGAUGGACUAAUUCAAAUCGGAGGUUCCAUGGUUCCGAGGCGUCUAACUUCUUCAGAUAAGAAACAGGGAAAAUCGAAAAUGUCUCAAAAAUUUCAACGGUUUCAAGAGAGUGAUUACAUGGAUCCUAACCAAAGCUUGUGUCUAGGUGCUCUUUUUGACAUUGCAGCAACAAAUGGACUUGACAUGGGUAGAAGGCUUUGUAUCAUUGGCUUUUGCCGCUCUAUUGAGAUGCUCAGUGAUGUUGUGGAAGAUACUGUUUUAGAACAUGGUGGGGAGGUUGUUGCGGCAGAGAAGGCCAGUAAAGGUGGUUUGCAUGAAAAGCUUACCAUGACGGUUGCAGUGCCAUACCUCUGGGGUGUUCCGCCUGCUUCUGAGACACUUCACCUUGCUGUACGGAGCGGUGGAGGGAUUGUGGAGAAGGUUUAUUGGCAAUGGGAUUUUUUUUAAAUAAUUUAUCAAUCUCUUCUAACCAUCACUCGUACAUUCUGUACAUAAAAUUGUUGUAUUCCUAAGUACAAAGCUGAAUGCUGUACUCAAGGUCGAUGACCCAAUUCUUUAAUUGGGAAUUGAUGUCAAUAUCCAAUUCAUUAUUCUCAGUUUCCUGUUUU
Messenger RNA from Theobroma cacao (cacao), 1101 nucleotides. Its product is annotated as D-tagatose-1,6-bisphosphate aldolase subunit. Lineage: Eukaryota; Viridiplantae; Streptophyta; Magnoliopsida; Malvales; Malvaceae. The record is from RefSeq and is a predicted model, not a curated record.